Molecule: messenger RNA, 3640 nt
Organism: Habropoda laboriosa
Lineage: Eukaryota; Metazoa; Arthropoda; Insecta; Hymenoptera; Apidae
Exons: 23
Coding region: 284-3553 (1089 amino acids)
Biological process (GO): monoatomic anion transmembrane transport; citrate transport
Cellular component (GO): membrane
Molecular function (GO): succinate transmembrane transporter activity; citrate transmembrane transporter activity; calcium ion binding
Source: RefSeq, a predicted model, not a curated record
GAGUAGAUAUUGAGGAUAUCGUGUGUUAAAAUAGGUAUAAGACUGAAUCGGUGAAUUGAAAGUCCCUGGGUGGAUGGUGAUGGCGAUGGCGAUGACGAUGGUGCGACAGUGCGACGGAAAAUUCAAAAUUCUCCUCUGUUGGACGAUUAAAGGAUAAAUGUAUUGGAUGGACAUAGAUUUUUUGUUAAGCACGAAUCAUUUUGAAGAAUGAAGUCUACUUGUAUAUCUAUUGCAGUUUACAUCAUCAGAUAUCGACAGAGUCAAUGGAAAAGAAACAUACGUAAUGUUGUUACGUGUAAACUGGGUGAAAACGUGCAAAGUGUGGCGACUUAUUAAAAAUUACUUGAUCAUUGGUCCUUAUGCUUAUAUAAUGCUCCAAGAAUUUUACAUCUUUGUCAUUGAAUUGGCACGAUUGUGCAGACGAAGAACAGCCGCUUCUAUGAGUGCCACUCGCCCGUUACACUGUGAUGGAAAAGAUACUAACAACAAAAGCGGUUCAAAUAGAAUGGCAUAUGAGGUAUUUCUGGGUGGAUCUUGUAAUCCAACCACAUGGAGGUCAGAAAUAGCAAUACCGGCUCUACAGAGACUUGGAAUCACGUAUUACAAUCCCCAAGUAUCGCAAUGGGGACCGGAACUGAUAGCUCAAGAAUACGAAGCGAAACAAACGGCAAAAGUAUUACUGUUCGUAAUCGAUAAUCAAACGCGCAACAGCGCGGGAAUCAUCGAAGCAGCUCAGUUGGCAGCUACUCGCCGCGAGUCUUUAAUACUUGUUAUUUAUCCGUACCGUCAGGGUCAAACAAUACUUGGCGAGACUGUAUCUAUGCAAGAAUAUUACGACCUGACGAAUGGAUUGCUAGUACUUCAGUAUCUGAUGGAGAGACAGAGGAUACCGAUAUUCGAGAGUGUAUCGGUUGCUCUGAAUUGUACGUCCAAGGUGUUACGGGAGGAGAUGAACGUGCAAGAUCUGCAUUCCGAAGAUGGCACUAGACCGAUUAAAUUAUCAUUCUGUCAGAAUGGAGUGGACGCGGUUAUGCUCAGGGAAAUUUUCAAAUCCAUGGAUAUCAACGACAGUGGAACGGUGAAUCUGGAAGAAGCUUGGAUAGCGUUACAAUCGCGCAUGAAGUGUAACGUUACGUCGGUAUCAGAGCUUCUAAAUGUUGUGAACAAAUCGGAAACGUAUAGGACGUUGAUAGACGAUGGAUUUCCAGCGAAGCGAGAUCCGACGGAAUUGCGGAUAAACUUUGAACAAUUUUCCACGUUGGCAGAGUCAGCGUCGUCGUGGAGGACGAAGAGCAGCAACGGCGUCUCUUGUGAAAGUGAGAUACCUUCAGUUUGGAGUAUUUUAUGUAGGAAGGCAUCGAAAUUUCUUCGCAGAGCUAUCGUGCAACCUUUUAACCGUUUCCUAGAUUGGACCAAUUCGUUUGUGCCAGAAUCGGAGAAGAGAGACUUGUACGUGGGAGCAAUUGGUAAAGAUCAGUUUUGGUUGGAAACGACCGCCGCACCCUCGAUCGAAUCGAUGGGAUUAUCAUUGUAUCGAUUAAGCCUGAACGAGUACAACGUAAAGGUAUUACCACAAGAAUUGCAGAGGAUGAAGAAUUCGCGAUUAAUAUUGCUGAUCGUGCCGCAGCAUUCGCGUGGUAUCACCAUAAUGGCAUUGGCAGCUCACCUGAUUGGGUUACGCGCAAAAUUAGUCCUGUGCGUUCAAACGCUUCCCGAAGAUUGCGUAGUUUCUGGUGAAAAGCUAACCGAACAAGCCACGAAAGACUACAAUCGAGGAAGAAUGUACCUGUCGGACUACGCGACGCGCGAAGGUGCGUUUCCUCUGACUAGACGAGAAGCAAUGGCCACGCAGCCCGACGAUCCGUACCCAGAGAUAAUCGAUUCCACGGACAGAAGAAAGACAGACAGUUUCGGUAGACUGUUGGUCCGAUUUGUCUCGAUUUACUGGAGAUCGUUCGUGAUCGUGCUAUGGCCGGUGAUCCUGUUACCUGUCGUACUCGUCGAUACUACCGAGGUAAUAGCGAUGCGAUGUCUCUACGUGGUCGGAUUAAUGGCAAUGUUUUGGAUGACCGAGGUCCUACCCCUGCCAAUCACAGGCUUGAUUCCUGUCGUUCUCUAUCCGUUGAUGGGCAUCAUGAACACCGGCGAUACCUGCACUUGCUACAUGAACGACACCACGAUGAUGUUUAUCGGUAGCAUGGUGAUAGCGAUCGUGAUUGAAAAUUCUGGCCUGCACAUGCGUAUCGCGCUAUUGAUCAUUAAAACGAUCGGUUGCAGUCACAGAAGAUUAACGCUGGGCCUCUUUUGCGUCACCAUGUUUCUCUCCAUGUGGAUAUCGAACACUGCCGCUACCGCCAUGAUGUUACCCAUUGUCGAAACUGUUCUUUUGGAGCUCGAAGCGCAAGGCUUGGGUAGUAUGUUCGUGCGAGAAGAGCAGAACGGCUGCGAAGAAGAGGGUACAGAACCUGUAAAGAAACCGACGAACAUCACCAUGGUCUACUAUCUCGUGGCGGCGUACGCUUCUAGUCUCGGUGGCAUAGGCACGCUGGUCGGGACCGGCACCAACUUGACGUUAAAAGGAUUCUUCGAAAAGCGGUUCCCAGACAGUUCUGGUAUUAGCCUGACAUCCUGGAUGCUCUACUCGGUCCCGUCGAUGCUCUUGAUGGGCUUUCUCACGUGGCUCUGGCUUCAAGUGAUGUACAUGGGUAUGUUCAGGCCGGCGAGCAAAGACGCGAAAGCCGUCGAUAUCGGUGUGCAAGGAGAGAAGAUCGCGGCGGCCGUGAUCGAGAAAAAGUACAAAGAACUCGGGCCUAUCACGUGGCACGAAUCUGGUGUCGGUAUCCUCUUCGUUACGGUCGUGCUACUUUGGUUCUUCAGAAGUCCCGGAUUCGCGCCGGGUUGGCCAACAUACAUUACCGACUUACACGUUAAAGACUCGACGGCCGCUGCUUGCGUCACGAUUCUUUUCUUCGUGUUACCGUCGAAACUCGAUUUCCUACGAUCGUUCGACCCGGAUCCCGUGAAUCGUCCUACCAAACCGUCGCCCGGCAUGAUCACGUGGAAAAUGAUACACCAAAAGAUGCACUGGAGUUUGAUAUUAGUUCUGGGAGGUGGAUUCGCCAUCUCGGCUGGUAGUACCACUUCCAAACUCUCCUCCAUUCUAGGAAGCGCUCUGACCGCUUUACAAUCGAUCAAUCCACUUGCCCUACUAUUCAUCAUCUGCCUAUUCGCAGAGACCGUUACAGAAUUGACCUCUAACGUCGCCGUCGCGAACAUCAUCUUGCCUGUGCUCGCGGAAAUGUGCAUCGCUAUAAAAAUACAUCCUUUGUACUUGAUGCUGCCAGCUGCACUCUGUUGCUCUUUCUCAUUUCACCUGCCAGUGGGCACACCGCCGAACGCGAUCGUUACCGCAGCCGGACACAUUAAGACCAGAGAUUUCGCCAUUGCUGGAAUAGGACCUAGCGUUAUAACACUUCUCGUCACGACAUUCGCAUUCUCGACUUGGGGCACGUACAUCUUUCACCUGUCCGAAUUCCCCGAUUGGGCAAUCUAAAACCAAUCUUCCAUCCAUUGACGAUCAAAAGAGAGAGGCACGAGUAGCUGCAGUGCUCGCGAAUUCAUGUUUUAUGAACAAUCUCGU